CGGAAGCUAGGGGGCGGCACCCUGGGGACGCGAAAUCUCUACUGCCUACGAGAUGCAGAGGGAAGAGAAGCAGCUGGAGGCAUCAGUAGAUGCACUGCUGAAUCAAGUGGCGGAUCUGAAAAGUUCCUUGGGAAGUUUUAUUUGCAAGCUGGAGAACGAGUAUGACCGGCUUACCUGGCCUUCAGUCCUGGACAGCUUCGCUCUGCUCUCCGGACAGCUGAACACCCUGAACAAGGUCCUCAAGCAUGAGAAGACCCCAUUGCUCCGGAACCAGGUCAUCAUUCCUCUGGUGCUGUCCCCAGACCGAGACGAGGAGCUCACGCGGCAGACAGAGGGCCGGGUUCCUGUCUUCAGUCAUGAGGUUGUCCCUGACCACCUAAGAACCAAACCAGACCCGGAGGUUGAGGAGCAGGAGAAGCAGCUGACCACAGAUGCAGCUCGCAUCGGCACCGAUGCUGCCCAGAAGCAAAUUCAGACCUUGAAUAAAAUGUGUUCGAACCUGCUGGAGAAAAUCAGCAAAGAGGAGCGAGAAUCAGAAAGUGGAGGUCUCCGUCAGAAUAAACAGACCUUCAACCCCACAGACACCAAUGCCCUGGUGGCUGCAGUUGCCUUCGGUAAGGGUCUGUCCAACUGGAGACCUCCUGGCACCAGUGGCCCCAGCCAGCCAGGCCAGCCUGGGGCAGGGGCCCUCCUGGCUGGAGCGUCAGGCAUGCAGCAAGUUCAGAUGACAGGCACGUCCAGUCAGCAACAGAGCCCUCUGCUCAGCGGAGUACAGAUGGCACAGGCCGGCCAGCCAGCGUGCUGCCUCACCACUGAGUCCUCCCUUCUAACAGAGACAAAAUCACUCAAGACCGUGUGACGGCAUGUGUCACGUUCUGUAGCCAGAGUCCCCCGCCUCACAAGGAAGAAGGAGGACGGUGUGCCUUGUCAUCUGCCCUCUGGGACCGAGAUUGGUCACUGCUGUCAAACCGAGAGCAGAGCUUUCUCUUGUCGUCUCUGUUCUUUGCUCUGCCACCUGGUCCUGGUUUAGCAUCGGCCCCACGGGUCUUCGGCAUUCUCUGAUUUUCUUAUAUUCUCUCGUUCUUAUGGAGCAAAUAUUUGAUACAUUCAUACACCAGGGCUUGCUCAGGAGCCCAGAGCUGAUGGGCACCCGUGUCCUGUCGCCGAGAGCAUGGAGGUGGAUAUGGGGCUAUUCAGGGGGCCUUUUUCUGUCGUUUUCCUCAGUAGGAAUGUCUUUGGGUCAGAAGGAACGAGCAGGUUGGGGCCUUUUCUCAUGGGUGUCGUGGAGUGAGGCUUGGACUUGGAGUGCGGAAGGCUGGGGUUCACAGCUUCCCUUAGGAGCCAUGUGACCAUGGGUCAGUCCCCUGUAAGAUCUAGGGCUGCUGGAAGCAUCUAAUGGGGUUACAUAGAUAGGGGAAGCGCCUCACUGCCCAAGCGUGAGCUGCUGUUCUAGAUGUUCUUUCUCAAGUAAUUACAAAUCAUUUUCAGAAAUGACUGAACCAAUUCACAGCUUCAUCGACGGUGAAUUUGUGUGGGCAGCUUAUUUUAGGAAGGAUGUAUCAGGAAGUCUAAGCCCCUCCAGAGGAGGGUAGCCAGGGUGGGAGGGGCCUCCAGUCAUGGUACAGAAGUGGGGGGGGUGUCUAAAAGGUUAUCUUGUGAAGGACAGGUUAGAUUUCUUGUUUUUGAUCCUAGGGGGCAGGUCCAGGAGCAGUGGGAGAGAUUUGGUUUCGACAUCAGGAAAAUCUUGCUGAUUUAUAAUGAAAACUGCCACAGUGACUGGGGGUAGGGCAGCUCUCCCUUCUUGAAGCUCUUCUAGCGCAGACCAGACAGCCCCUUUAGGGGGAGAUGUUACAGUGGGGGAUUCCUUCUGGGUGUGGCUCAGACUAGCUGGAUCUUCCAGCUCUGAAAUUCUGUUGUCUGGGAAGCGUAUUGCCCCCGUUAGUGUGCUUUCUCCUCCUGCCUCUCUUGGCUUCUGUCCUGGGGAAGAACGGUGGUAUGCAGUCCAGCCGUCCAGGACACCCAAAACGUGAUUCUUUCUGGUUGGAGGCAAGGAGACCUCUGGGGUCAGGGGUCAGGACCUCUCCCCACAGGAACCACCAGUGGGGGCAAAAAUUCUGGACAAUUAUAGCUUUAUUUUUUUUUAAUAUAGUUGUAGUUCAUUUACUUAGUGUCGGAGGUAAGACUUUUGAGUCUGUGUCAUUGAUGAUUCUCAAGCGUAGCUCUCGGGUCACAAUGUUUUGCUGCCUUCGUAUAAAUCGUUGAUAGAAAGAGGAAACAGCCCAUGACAGAGCACAGAUCCCCAGGCACUCCACUGGAGACCUGCUGGAUCGACCUGCAGCCGUUCAGCUCAUUCUGAAUCAGUCUUGUAUUAGAUCAGUGGGAGGCCCCAAGGAGUCAGGAAGACCGGAGCGCUAACCCCAUCCCAGACAUUCCUAGCUAUGUGACCCUGGGCAGGGCACCAUCUCCUUGCUGGGCCUCAGUGUCCUUAGCUGUAAAAUGACUGAAGCUAACUGUGUGUAGUACCCUUUGCCAAGAGCCAAGGAGACCCAGAGGAAAAGAGCGUCUCAGCUGUCUGGGAAUUCACAGUCGUAGGGGAGACGGCACAUAGAGCAGGGUUCCUCUGCAAGUCAUACAGAAAGGUGCUGUGAUCCUUCGGGUCCCUGGGCAAAGCAGAUGGACCCAUAGCACUCUCAGGUUCCUCCCAGCUCUAAAUUCAGGAUCCUGCUGUGGUCUAGGCCACAUCUCACCUCUGUUUUCUGUAGGGUGAUGAGACACUUAGUCAAACACUUUGCUAAAAUCUAGGUAACUAUGUCUACAGCCUUCCCUGCUCUACCACUUAAAUAAUCCUCUGUAAAAAGGAAAUGAGGUUCAUCUGGCACAACCUGUUCUCAGUUUGCCCAACCUGGCUUUUCUAAUCCUCAGAUCCUUGUUUAGAUGCUCACUGUCUGCUUAAAUGCACCCUUCUGGAAUUUUCCCAGGAGGCCAUGCAGCUCACUGGCCUCACUGCUCUGUUCUCUUCUCUUUUUUAAAAAUCAGGACAUUUGCCUUUUUCCCAUUCCUUCAGUAUCACUCUCCAGUCUUUCAGGUGGCACUGACAGUCACUCAGCAAUCACAUCUGCCUGGUUUGUUAGGACCCAGCAGUGUGGUUCAGGUAAGCUUGGUGACUUGAAUUCAACCAAGGCCACUCAGGACCCUCCUUCUGUCACUUUGCUUCUUUUGGGCCUCAGUUUCCUGUUAGUCAUUUUGUUUUGUUCACCCUGUCCUGUCCACCUAAAGUAGCAGUCCAGUCCCUUCUUAGACAUAAUGCUCUCCCUCCGAUUUUUUUCAGGAUUUUAAUUUUAAUUUUUUAUUGUUAUGAACUUGACAAACUCCAGAUGACAUGAACAUUUCCAUGUAUGAAGAACAGAAAAAGAAUUGUCUAUGAAAUUGAGGCUCUGUUAUGUCCGGCUUGUGUUUUUUAAGUAUGUAACAAAUUCGCCAUUUUGUUUCAAAGCUGCCCUUCUUACCUGUUCUCAUCUAUUUGUUUUUAAAUAGUUCAUUGAUGUCCUUUUCUUCUUUUUCGGGGGGGCAUCAUUAUUACUACCCCAAAAUCCACCCCAUAAAGCUUCCUCCCCUUGUAACAGACUGAGUCAAGCAGAGCAAAUCCAUCCAUUGGCUAUUGUCCGAAAAUCAGUGUGUCCUUAUCUUGAGUCAGUAGAGGGGCAGCAGGUUUCCUCAGCAGUUCUUUUGAAUUGUGGUUGGUCAUUUGCAUUGAUAAGGAUUUUUCAGUCUCUCAAAGUACUUUUUCUUUGAAAUGUUGUCAUCACUGUGAAAUUGUUCUCCCGGUUCUGCUCACUUCACUCUGCAUCAGUUCAUGCGGUCGGUCAACAUGCAUUUAUGUGUGCCAGGCACUGUGCUGAUCUCUGGAGAUAAGUAGGGCAAAAACACAAUCCCUGCCCUCAAGAAGCUCAUAGUCUGAUGGGGGAGAUAACAUAGAAAUGACUGUGUACGUACCAGCUAUAUCCAGGGAAAAUGGAAUGAAGGUCAUUUGAGAGAGGACACUAGCAGCUGGGGGACUAGGAACAGCCUCUUAUCAAAGUUGAGAUUUGAUCUGAGUCUUGAAGGAGGUGGAGGCCAGGAGGUGGAGAUGAGAAGGAAGAGCAUUCCAGGCAUGGAGCACAGCCAGGGCAAAGGCCUGGAGAUGGGAGGUGGAGUAUGAUAUCUGAGAACCAGCCAGGAGGCCAUUCUAGCUGGAUCAUAGAUAAUAAAGCAUAAAAAGACUGGAGGUGCUCAGAGUUUCCUCUGCAUCCAUCUCUUCAUUAUAUCUUAUGGCAGAGUUAUAUUCUAUUACAUUCCUAUACCAUUCUCAGUCAGUGGACACCCCCUUGUUUCUAGCUCUUUGCUGCCACAAACAGCUACUGUGCAUGUCUGUGUGCAUUGGCUCCUUCCCCACGUUCUUUGGUGUCCCGAGGUAUGGGCUUGGAAGGGGGAUCACUGAGUCCAGCCUGGGUGGACUUCACAGCUCCCCCAGCACGCACUCAUAUGACUUGAAAGAACCCCUUUUCUUGCCUCAGCUGCCUGGGUUUGGGUGUUCCUGACCCCGUUCUUGCGGAGCUGUGCCACAUUCUUGUGUUCUUCUUGGUGCCAUCGUCCGCCCAUCUACCUCCAGCCCCUCCCACGUUUACCAUUCAGGUCAUAUUUGCAGGUCUAGUGGGCAGGCAAUGGAGCCAUCCCCUCUCUGGCUGUUGCCAGUCGAAUUUCUUCUUUGAUCCCUGAUGCCCAUGUCCUUCGACCACUCGGUUGCCGGGGAAUGGUCCUUUUGGUUACAGAUUGGUGCAGACUCCCUGUUUCAAAUACAUUUACUGGGAAGACCCUUCCUGCUGACAGGCUCCCAUCUCCUCCAAGCAGCACUGCCAGGCCUUUGUCUGACCCUUGUGAAACCUCAGAGUCGAGGUUCAGGUCUCAGGCCGAGAUGUGCCCCAUUGCCCCCCCUUCCCUUCCAUAUCACAGACUGCUAUGGACUGAGUGGAGUGGUCCCUGCAUUUUUAGGUCACCUCCAUAGUCCACCACCCUCUUCUUUC
Messenger RNA from Vombatus ursinus (common wombat), 5060 nucleotides. It is a transcript of the gene MED8, whose product is annotated as mediator complex subunit 8. The coding region runs from base 53 to 859 and encodes 268 amino acids. The record is from RefSeq and is a predicted model, not a curated record. Gene Ontology annotation, molecular function: transcription coregulator activity; RNA polymerase II cis-regulatory region sequence-specific DNA binding. Gene Ontology annotation, biological process: regulation of transcription by RNA polymerase II. NCBI's taxonomy places the organism in Eukaryota, Metazoa, Chordata, Mammalia, Diprotodontia, Vombatidae. The transcript is spliced from 7 exons. Gene Ontology annotation, cellular component: mediator complex; core mediator complex.